AUGGCCUCCGCUCUGCUGGCCGGACAGGGCGGGGCGCACCACCACAGCUGGGGGGAGACGCGCGCCCCGCUCGGGCCCAUCCCGCCCAACCCUAGCCCCAGCCAGCCCCACCCGCGCGCCAACGGGUCCAAGUCCAAGUCCAAGCCGCGGGCGGCGGCGUCCUCCUCGCCGGCGGCCGGCUACGUGACGUUCCGCCCGUCCUCCCUGGGCCACCGCGAGGCCCGCGCGCUCCGGGACCGCCUCGCGGGGGAGCUGGGCCAGGUCCGCGCCCUCCUCUCCCGCAUCGACACCUGGCAGCAGCAGGGCCUGCUCCCCGCGCCGCCCGCGAAGCAGCAGCUCCGCGGCGAGAUGCGGAAGCGGUGCGGCCAGAUCCUCACAAGGCUGCGCAAGGACAAGCGGAGCGUGUGGUUCAACGCGCCCGUCGAGGUGGAGCGCCUCGGCCUCCACGACUACCACGCCGUCAUCAAGCGCCCCAUGGAUCUCGGCACCGUCAAGGAGGGCCUCGCCGCCGGGAGGUACGCCUCGCACGACGACUUCGCGGCCGACGUCCGCCUCACCUUCACCAACGCGCUGCGGUACAACCCCGUCGGCCACGAGGUCCACACGUUCGCCGGCGCCCUCCUCGCCUACUUCGAGAGGAUGUACAAGGAGGCGCUCGCUAAUUUCGAGGAAGAAGCAGGGAAUGCGAGGAUGCGGAAGCCCAAGGCGAGGGAGCCUAACAAGAGGGAGAUGAGCCUGGACGAGAAGAACAUGCUCAGGAUUGGGCUGGAGAGUCUGCCUGAAGAGAAGAUGCAUAAUGUGCUUCAGAUUGUGCGGAAGAGGAACAACAAUCCGGAGAUGCUUGGGGAUGAGAUCGAGCUUGAUAUUGAUGAGAUGGAUGUUGAGACACAGUGGGAGCUUGAUCGUUUCGUAACUAACUUCAACAAGGCGCUCAAGAAGUCUCAGCGUGCUGCGAUGAUGAAUGGUGGUGCUGCUGAUGUAACCAGUGCUGCUGUGGCUGAGGAUGACAUUGCACCUGUGGGCGAUGUGCCUGCAUUGGUUGACAAUGAUGACGCGGAGAGUGAGAAACCUGUGAAGAGCACUGCAAUGGCCGAGCAGGUGGAUGAGUAUGUUGAUAUUGGGGAUGAGAUGCCAACGGCCACUUACCAAUCCAUGGAGAUCGAGAAGGACGCUGAAGGUGCGACUGGCUCUGGUGGUUCUGGCAGUGGCUCUUCAUCGUCCAGUGGUUCUGAGUCGAGGAGCUCAGGGGACAGUGCCUCAGGAGCUGGCAAUGCUCAUUCUUUGGCUUAA
This is a messenger RNA of Miscanthus lutarioriparius, 1290 nucleotides long. The record is from the annotation of a GenBank genome assembly. NCBI's taxonomy places the organism in Eukaryota, Viridiplantae, Streptophyta, Magnoliopsida, Poales, Poaceae.